Molecule: messenger RNA, 2811 nt
Organism: Bactrocera tryoni
Lineage: Eukaryota; Metazoa; Arthropoda; Insecta; Diptera; Tephritidae
Gene: fest
Exons: 8
Coding region: 317-1771 (484 amino acids)
Source: RefSeq, a predicted model, not a curated record
CACAUGCAAUAAAAAUUCGAAUUUCAGUUUUUUUCUCUCUCCGAAACGUACUAAAAAAGUUUUCUUCCACCAAAAAGGAAAAAGCGUAACGCGCCGCUAGCAAAUAAUUUUCGUAGACCGUUAAACACUGCGCUAGUUACAAUAAUAAAAGUGCGUAAAAUUUGCGUUCGUCAACAACAUCUUGCAGCACAAUAGUUGUGACCCACACCUUAUCAACCCCACCAUCACCAUCUACCUCUACCACCUAACCAGCGGAAUUGCAGGGUUUUCUUAUAGUGCCAGUAAAACCUUUGAAGACGAUAAAAGCUUGAAGAAAAUGAAUUCGGAAAACGUUGCGGAACUGAAGAAGCCCGUUAAGGAUCAGGUGGAGGAGAAGCCGAAGCCUGCACAACCGGAAACACCGAAAACCCCAUCCUUGCCGGUGAGCAGCUUAAUUGGCUUCAACACCGAGGACUUUCUGGCGCGUGUCAAUAUGAAUGAGAAGAUUAAUAACAUUUUACGCUCGCCCACAAAGACACCGAACGGUGUGCGCCAACGCUCCGUUUUCACGGCCAUAACGCCGUCAUCGUCGCGCUUCAAUGCCAGCGCUGCUCCUUUUGUUUCGCAGCAACAACGUUCGUCGGUCACUGCCGCCAACACUGGCACAGCAGCUGGUGCCGUUAUGACGCCCAAGGAGACUUCCACGCCGUCGGCCGCAUUGCAGGCUCGUCAAAUGCCCAUACCGGUGCACAUGAGUGCAGCCUCUCCGCAUCAUUAUGGUGGCUAUGAGACGCCACUAACCGGACGUAGCGGUGGCAUGACAAGGGGUGUUUUUAAUACUCGUUAUCCGGUAGCACCGCCGCCAUCGCCAAUCUAUGGGUUUGAAAAUGAAAUGUGCCGCAUGCCGCCUACCAUGUCACCCUCUCAUCACGCACAACAGUUUCCACAACCCAUGCCGCCACCACCCUACGCAGUCGGACGUUUGAGCGGCAGUCACCGUGGUGUUGAGUACGAAAAUCCAACUCCGCCACCUUGCCCCGGUGCCGGCCCCAUUGCCAUGACUAAUGGCACCAUACAACUGCGUCUGCGCGAUGGCAUACGCAUUGACAUGACGCUGGACAAGGCGGUGCGCGUUCUCAAUCAGCGCAGCAUGGUGGCCAUUGCUCUGUCGCGCAAUUGCAGCAACUCAGCGUUGAUUCAUCCAAACGGACGUAUAUUGCAGAGCGGUUCCAAAGUGGAGAUAGUCACCUAUGAUGGCAUGAAAACCAACAACUAUGUUCGCUAUGCUAAAAUGUGGUAUAAAGGCGUCAGCUUCACUAGCGAAUCUUGUGCUUUGAUCUAUCUUGUGGACACGGCUGGCACGCGCACCACCACCGAUACCUUCACUGAUCUCACGAAGGACUACACUUUGACUGUGUUUUAUGAUGACUCCCGCCAUGGUCCGUCCUAUGUGCAGGAUGCUAAUGAAGUAAUACAAAAUUCCACAUAUUCUUGCACAGAUGAGGGCACUGAAAUCUAUGAAAUUAAUGGUUUCCGCAUCACGCAGGCCGCAGAUGGACUCGUAAAACUGACACGCACUCAUAACAAGUGUUUGAUACGCACCAGUCCAGGCAAUGGUUCGGCCACUUUGACUACGCCGGGUAUACACUGUACAGCCUCGUUGGGCAAAACUUCACAUUUGUUUGUUCGUCGUAAUGAAAAACGUAUGCACUUCGAUGGAUCGUGCUUCAUCGUACGCAAUGCUGGACAUUCGGCCGGCUUCAACGAAAACAACUUAUUGAUCGUUUAUUAAAGCUACGCAUGAAAACUGCGAAAAAAACACUUUUGCCAAAAGAAAAAACUAAAAAAAUAACAAAAAAAACUAAAACGAAAAAUAAAGAAUGACGAAUAAUCAGCGAAAUUAAAACACGAAGGCGAUUGCAUGAUGACAUAACAAAUCAUAAACAACAAGCACUUUUAGAUGCAAAAAAAAGCGGAGCGUAUAAGAGGAAAUUAAGAUUACGUAAAGAGAAUUAUGUGUAACAGAAAAGGAAGAGAAGAAAGAAAUUCAAUUAACAAAACAAAAAGGAAAUAGUAGUAAAGUGCAGCGCAUAGAAAAUUAUAGAAAGUUGUUAUGAGAAAAGUUUUUAAGAAAAUUCAAGAAAAAAGCGCACAUAAGCAGUUAACAAAAUACCGUUAUAUGAUAGACGCUUUGCUAAUAGAAUAUAGUUACAAAAUACAAAAAUACCGUUAGAAAUAGUUUUCACGCUUAACAAAGUCUCAAAUUUUAGUUAGUUUUUUUCAAUUUCUCUUUUCAUAACAUUUACGCAAAUCAGCGUGUGUCUCGGCUGAGUUUGAGUGUGAAGAAAAAAAACGAAAAAACACGAAGCAACAAUUAACGGCAGCAUAAAAUUUCGAAUAAACAGAAUAUUGUCUAGUUUUUUAUUAAGUUAGCCGAGUUUUCUACCAACUUAGCAGAGUUUUUUAUACCAACUUAGCCGAGUUUUUUACCAACUUAGCCGAGGUUUUUACCAACUUAGCCGAGUAUAAUGAAAUUUUCAACUCUUUAGCACCCUUAACUUGCUAGUACUGCCCAUAUGCUUACGCAAAUAGCUCACUAAAUAUUUUUAUUUAAUUUGUUCCCGCAAUCUAGCUAUAAUUUAGUCACUAUAACAUUUUUAAAAAAAUAAUUGUUUCCAGCUCUCCACGAGGGUCACCCUCAUAUUAACUCAGUUUUUUUAAAAGCUUAACCAAAUUUUAGUUUCGAAAGUGUGUUUCCAAAUUUACCGUUACGAUUUUUAGUAGAAUAGUGCAAGCAAUAAUCGCAUGAUAACAGCAAAAAAAAGUUUUCAA